This is a messenger RNA of Ceraceosorus guamensis, 645 nucleotides long. RefSeq names its product A1pp-domain-containing protein. The transcript has 5 exons. The coding region runs from base 1 to 645 and encodes 214 amino acids. The record is from RefSeq and is a predicted model, not a curated record. NCBI's taxonomy places the organism in Eukaryota, Fungi, Basidiomycota, Exobasidiomycetes, Ceraceosorales, Ceraceosoraceae.
AUGCCCGAAUCGGUCGCUCUGCAGAGCAUUCCCACGCUCUCUUCCCUUUUCAAGUCGGGUCGAGCCACAAUCUCCCGCUCCAUCACUUCCGCAUCCCCUUCGGCUGCGUCUGCAAGCAAGAUCCGCUUGUAUCAAGGAGACAUUACAACGCUGGAAGUGGACAGCAUAGUCAAUGCUGCUAACCAUUCUCUGCUGGGUGGUGGUGGUGUGGAUGGAGCGAUUCACAGACGGGCUGGAGAGGAAUUGUUGAAAGAGUGCAGAGGCUUGAAUGGUUGCGAUACGGGCGAUGCCAAGGUCACAAAGGCUUACGAUCUGCCAGCCAUGCACAUUGUGCACACCGUCGGACCCGUCUUCUCCAAGAAGAAUCCCGAAAAGAGCGCAAAAGAGCUGCGCUCCGCAUAUAGGCGGUCUCUUGAGGAAGCGUCCAAGCUGACAGAUGUCAAGAGCAUCGCUUUCCCGAGCAUCAGCACGGGCGUGUACGGAUAUCCCGUGGAAGAAGCCACGCACAUUGCGCUUUCCACCGUCGCAAGCUACCUGAACGACAGCGACGACAGCCAACUCCAGAACGUUGUCUUUUGCACCUUUUCUGCCGAAGACUACGACGUGUAUCUCCGCCUCGCGCCAGAGCACUUUCACGAUGGGUAG